GACAGCGCAGAGCAAACUGCGUGCACUUUUGACAGCGCUCCAGAGUCUACUUCCGUAGCAUCAUUAUGCUAAUAUGCUAACAGACAUUAACAACUGCGUGAGGUUUUCUUUUCUACCGAAACCAUUUCGUAUCAAGACAUUUUGUCACAUAACGUGGUUAUUUGAGGUCAGUUAAUAUGUGUAUCGCAAUAACUGGUUCAUACCAAAGUGAGUUUAUUUAUUAUUCUUUUGUAUAAUUUAUGCCUGACCAUAUAUCAUGCAUUACGUAUACAAACUAUUUCACAUUAGGCUUAUACAUAGAAAGUAAUACAAAAAAUACAGGGGAAACAAAGAAAAAUACAGUUUCAUAUUUCAGAUUAAAUAUGUUAAAUACACAAUUAUUUUAGAUUCCCUUUUUAUUGUAUUAUGUGUUUUUAAUAGGGCUACUAUAUUGUCUUAAUUCUUGGAAAUAAGGUAGUUAUUUUAGCAUGAUCUUUAGCUCAACAACGUCCUCGAGUUACUGAUUGGUCCUCUCCGUAGACGCCUUUCAAUGACGUCUAACGGAUGCGCCUAAAGCUGCAACACGAGAGUUACAAGAACAAGUGCGGCCUCAAUGUCACGGAGUAUAAUCAGAAAACAGACAGACAAGAUACAUUUUUAAAACUCUGAUGUCGUUCUAUUUGGAUAUAUAGAGGAUAUUCUUCAAUAAGGAAUGACCUCUUGAAGAGCCCCCCCCCCCCCCCAAUCUCCCUCCCGCUUCGUCUUUUUCUUCUGUAGUUGAAGGUCCACUAUGUCCGUCCAGAUUUGUAGGCUGUUGGAGCUGAUGAUGCGCCCGGCUUGUUGCCAGACCAUCAGAAGCAGAUUAUGUUUGCAUAAGGCUGUGGGUCAUUCUGGCCUGUGUGUCUCUGGGGUUCCUGUGCUUCAUAGAAGGGCCUUCAGCCUGGACUCUCUCUCUUCGGGUCCUGGUCGACAUACACUUGGUCAAAGCUCCCAACAGCCUCUUGCAGAGAGGGCAUCCCCCUCCUCAGCGUUCGCUCAAAGGAACCUGUCUGCUGUGGCUCUACAGGGCCAGAGUCGUCCUCUGUGCCGAUAUGACUUCCUGGAUCUUGGUGAAGUCAAGGAGAAUACACGCCAUGCUCAGUCCUGUAAAAAAACCAGACAGUCCAUAGUGGACCCAGACCUGGCUCAGCUGGUAACACAGCAUAUAAGACUGGAGGAUUCUAAUGCUGUUAUCUUCGAAUGUAACCCAGGUCCUGGAGUGUUGACCAAGACUCUUAUAAAUGCUGGAGCUCAGAGAGUUGUGGCUCUUGAAGGGGAUAAGUUAUUCCUACCAGGAUUACAGGAGUUGGAAGGCCGUCUUGAUGGACAGCUGGAAGUGGUUCACUGUGACUACUUUAAACUAGACCCUUUGGGCAGUGGCAACGUUAAAUCCCCUGCUAUGUUCACUGACAAACUGUUCAACGAUCUGGGAAUAUCAGAGGCUAACUGGACUCAUGACGUCCCAGUGAAGGUGGUGGGUAUCCUUCCACUGUGUAACAACCGUGGCAGGCUGCUGAGGAUGGUUUACUCUUUGUUUGAACGGCAGUCUGUCUACAGAUAUGGAAGAAUUGAGCUCAACCUCUUCAUUCAGGAGAAUGAAUACCUGAAACUCGUUGCCCGUCCAGGUCAAAAUAUAUACUACAGACCCUUCGGUGUCCUCUGGCAGAUGGCCUGUGAUAUCGAACUUCUGCACAAGGAGCCCUGGGAGUCCUUUGUGUGCUCUUCAAAAUUGAAUAAACUUCGCUCUGUGCUUCCCAACGACCACCUGUGCUUGGUGCGCCUGACUCCACGGGCUGAUCUGUUCUCUAACGGCCUCACACCUUCUAAUGCUUCAACUAUGAUGAUGAUGGUCAAACAGUGUCUGGCAAAGAGGAAGGAUAAGCUCAUCAACAGGCUGAAUCUCUGGUCUCCAGACAGUGGGAGCAAGCUGUUGGCAGAGAUGAGCAUGCCGGAGGACAUACUGACAGGCCAUGUGUAUCCAGAGGAGUAUCUUCGACUGUUUGAGCUGAUGGACAAAAGUCAGGAGUUCACACAGAGCUGGCUUUAUGAAGAAGUAUUGGAGAACAAAGAGAGGGAGGGAUGGUGCUAAGAUAUGGACAUACAGGUCAUGUGUAUAGUUUUAUAAAACAAACGUAACCAAAUAUUAUAUGAUGACAGUGUAAUAUAAAUAAUAUAAUUUAUGAUUAUAUACAUAAACACAAAACUGGGAGUACAAUGUUCAUGAAAUGGCCACAGCAGAAGAACUUCAUUUGCCAUAUUUUAGUUUCCUCACAUAAUACACUCAUGUAGCGAAGUGUGUGCGACCUACUGAUCUUUUUGUCAAUGGAGGACAGACUUUAAAAUGAGCCUCUGUAUUGUUUGGAACUGGAAUAUCUAUAAGUUGAAUUUUAAGACACAACCUUGCAGAAAAAGUUGGUUUUGGGGGUUUAUUGAGAUUUGAUUGCCAGUGGGAAGGAACUUAAGAAGAGAUGUAAACAUGGUUGCAGAAUUAAGGUCUUAUGAUUACUUAAAUCAUAAAUCAUAUUAUCUCUAAAGGAAGACAACAGCACCAUGUCUACUAGGCCUCAAAGUAAAAGUCAUGGAUGCACCAUGUAAUGCAAAAUAUAUUAUAUUGCAAACAUUGCGUGUGUUCAACUAACUGAAAUAAUUGCAGUAUAGCGUGAAUGGAGUGUUACAGCACGGCCCUGCAUGUAUUUAGUUUUGCAUAGAAGUACAAACCAAGUUCAGCAGCACAGGAAGAAGAAGGAUGUUUUUUACUGUAUAACUUCAAGUCUUUGUAUAUUUUGUAUAUCUGUUGUGUGUGUGUAAGCUGUAAUUGUAUGAAAUGUCAAUUCUUGUGGAUUGUUUAAGCUGCGUGUGAAAUAUGCUUUCAAAGAUCUCAUUAAAUCAGAAUUUUGAUAUGUAAUGUGUAGGAGACAUUAAUUUCACGGCCGUUUAGUAGAUGCUCACAGCAUUGAUGCUUUACUCUUAGUAUGCGUGUUGGAAUAAAUCUAUUACUUUAUUUCUUUCGCAGCAGAUGCUGAUUUAUAAGUUUGGUGAUAUGCUUCUAAAAGUAACUAUUUUUGGAACGAUGCACACCUAUGUCCUGAAGCUUUUAUUUUUCUCUGUAAUCAGUGGUGGACAAUGCCUAAGUAAAUGUACUCAAGUACCGUACAUGGUAAGGAAAAGGUCCUCCACCAACUGCAAUAUGAAAGGGAUUAAAGCGUCCAUUCUCAAUAAUUACAAUCCAAUGAUAUAAAAUUAUUCUGAAAAGGGCCGUACCUUUUGUAUUCAAAUACAUUUGGAUGCCAUUUCCAUUUGAGUAACAUUUUAACAAAGGGCUUUUAUUGAUAAAAGCACUAGACCACUCGUUUUAGAAAAAAUCUGAUUACUUACAGUGAAACACAUAAAUAUGGGUUCUAAAAUAAAUGAUUUCACUGUAAAGAAUAAUUGGUGGUUUGGAUUAUCCGCCAUUUUUUUAGGGUUUUGAUUUAAAUGUCGCUUUGAAGAGUCCACACUACACAGAAUUGUGUGAUCUGGAACCUCCAGCAUUUUGAAGCACUGCUAACAGCUGGCUUUGCAAACACCGUGAAGUGUAAAUAGGUUAUCUAUAGAGCGUUAGACCGUUCAUCCAUGCCUGCACAGGUUUCUACUUCAGUCCUGAGGGGCAUUCUUUUUUUAAUUAAAAGCCAAAGGAAGCCAGCUGUAUGACUUUGAGCAGUACAGGUUUGUUAUUGUCCAUGAGAAAUAUAACUCAACACUUUCUAUACACAAUACUCCAAAAUCUGCAAAUAUACGGGUCAUUUCAGAAUUGCGGUUACAUUUGGUGUCCCAGCAAAAACAAUGUUAAUUAUUUUCUCCUAAAAAAAUAUUUUCAGACCCUGCUUUCAAUAUUAUCACUAAAUAGACUGUAUGUAAAAAAAAAAACAAUGGAGUACAUUUUUGCACAAUUUAUUUGUUAAAUAUUCAUCAAAUGAUUCCCACACCCUCCAAAACCAUCAAAAUUGCCUGUCCCAGGACAGAAAUUCACAUUUUCAACUUGAAUAAAUAUUACAUAAUUCACCAAAAUGUGCAGAUUUUUUAUGAUAAAUCUAUAAAUAUGUAUAUAAUCAGUUUCCUCUAACACAGCUGAUCUUGAUAUUUAAAAAAUAAAAAAUGUACCUGUCCCAGA
This is a messenger RNA of Eleginops maclovinus (Patagonian blennie), 4168 nucleotides long. RefSeq names its product transcription factor B2, mitochondrial (gene tfb2m). The record is from RefSeq and is a predicted model, not a curated record. The transcript is spliced from 10 exons. Gene Ontology annotation, cellular component: mitochondrial matrix. Lineage: Eukaryota; Metazoa; Chordata; Actinopteri; Perciformes; Eleginopidae. Bases 770 to 2107 code for a protein of 445 amino acids. Gene Ontology annotation, biological process: transcription initiation at mitochondrial promoter; rRNA methylation. Gene Ontology annotation, molecular function: rRNA (adenine-N6,N6-)-dimethyltransferase activity; mitochondrial transcription factor activity.